This is a messenger RNA of Mycotypha africana, 3238 nucleotides long. RefSeq lists its product as uncharacterized. Lineage: Eukaryota; Fungi; Mucoromycota; Mucoromycetes; Mucorales; Mycotyphaceae. The record is from RefSeq and is a predicted model, not a curated record. Gene Ontology annotation, molecular function: RNA binding. Gene Ontology annotation, biological process: positive regulation of translation. Bases 166 to 3129 code for a protein of 987 amino acids. The transcript has 6 exons. Gene Ontology annotation, cellular component: cytoplasmic stress granule; cytosol.
UUCUUCCGUUUUUUUUUUUCUUCUUCUGCUUUUUCGUCCUUCUUCCUUUCUUACUUCUUUUCAUCGUUUAUAACAAUCCUUUUUUUCUUACCUCUUCUUUUCUCUGAAGGAUUCCCUUGUUGUAGCUGAAUUGAUAAAAGAAAACCAAACAAAACUCCAAGAAAGAUGACUGUUCCAGGUGAUGUUAGCUCUCUGAAUCUGAAGGAGCAAAAUUCAAGUGUCAGUGAAGACUCCAAACCUCAGUUGCAUAAGCAAGAAGUGAUCAUGAUGGAAGACAGAACAAGAGAAGAGGAGCAAAACAAAAAGGAAGAACCGGCAAAAGAAGACGAGACUGAAGAAGCACUAGUACAACAACAGCAACAGCUGCAUCAACAACAGCAGCAACAACCAAAGUCUUCUUCUUUGAAUAAUGGCGUAAACUACCCUAGAAGAGACUAUAAUAAUAAGAAAAGAAACUUUGCACCAAACAACCGUUAUAACCACAAUAACUACAAUGCGAGAAGAACAAAUAAUAAUAGAUACUAUAGCAAUAAUAAUUUAUCGCGUUAUCAUAAUAGCAAUGAUGGUAAUGUCGAUAAUGUGCCACCUAAUUAUCCCUAUUUUUACUACUAUCCUCCUCCAAACAUGUACUAUCAACCUAUGCCAUUGCAUCAGCACCAAUACCCACCCCAUCCAUCCCAACUAACACCAACAACAAGAAGAAGUUAUAGUGACCACAGUAAUUUCAAAUACUUUAGAAAUGAACAAAAAGAUCAGUUAAAAGUUGUUGAACACGAUCUCGAUGAGGACAACGACAGUGAUACGCGUGAUGAUGACGAUUUGGAGAUCAUUGUACAUGACGAAAGCUUGACAAAUAAUCAUCAAACCAAGAAAUUGUCAUCUCCUAAUUUGAAUGAAGCCAAUAAAUUCUUUGAUUUGAAAAAGCAACUAGAAUAUUACUUUUCAAGGCAGAAUUUAGUGAAUGAUAGUUACCUAGUCUCUCAAAUGGAUGAAGAUUCAUACGUUCCCAUUACCGUUAUUGCUAACUUUAAACGCGUUCGGGAACAUACCAAUGGAGAUAUGGACCUAAUUGUGAAGACUUUGAGAGAACUAUCGACUGUAACUGUGAAUGAUUCAGGUACCAAAGUGAAACCUAACGCUUCAUUACAACCGAAACGAAAUACCGUCAUUUUUAGGGAUGUACCUGAUUGCACUGAGGAUGAAAUGAAUCAGUUAUUGAAAGAUUUGAACUCCCCAACUGUUCAAUUGAUGAAAAAAGAUUUUGGUAAUAUGUGGUAUUUUACUUUCGAAACUGAAGAAGACGCGUUGAAAUUGCUGACACUCGUUCGAGGCAAGGAUUUCAAAGAUCAGCCAAUUGCUGCUAGAAUGAAGUCAGAGCCCGUUAUCAGAGUGUACGUUACCCUAGCCUCAUCUAUCUAUCCCAAAGGUUGCAGAAUUCUAAACUUUAUUUCUUAUAGACAAACACGUACAGUUAGUCAGUCAGAUAUCAACCCAUUAAAUAAUGCUAAAGAUGACCCCAUAUUACUAAAUCAACAUGCUUACCCUCCCAUCAUCGACCCUCAGUACCCUUAUAACCAAUAUUCUUUCCAUCAGAUGCAACCACACAAAAGACACUUUUCUCCACGACGGCAACAAUAUCAAUCGUCUUAUCCAAGAUAUGAUAAUAAUAUGCCACCCAACAACAAUAGAAUCUAUGAGCGUGGUGGCUUCCAAUAUAGAAAUAAACACUCACAAAUGCCUUAUGAUGGUUCAAGAAAUACUUCUGCACGUAUUAGAUACAAUCACAGUAACAACAAUAACCCUAAAUAUACGUCCAAAGAAGAUAGUCAACAGCAGCAAGAACAGCAAGAGCAGAACUCGUCACCGUCUCCCUCAUUACCAUCGCCGAUACACGCUAGUAGUUCUUACUCUGAACGUCGCCCCUAUAGCCCACGCUAUAACAACAACAACAAUUACAAAUACAACAAUAGAGGUUUUAACAACAACAGUAAGAAAUACGACAAUGAUCAGAGACAGCCAUUCCGACCACCACGUGCAGUGGAUACUGCGGACCGCUCGGCAAACAAAGAUGAAGACAAACGUUCCUCGCCAUUAUUUAAAACGCAGUCCAUCGGCGUUCCAACGGCCCUUUCCCCAUUAGAGGAACCUCUGCGACAACCAGCAGAGGGUGAGAUACGUCAAGACGCUCAGCAAAAGAAGGAGUCGCUGAAAAAUGAAGACGAGAAAGAUAAUUCUGGAUCCAUUCAGCAAGCUGUUGCAAUGAAAGAGGUGCAACCCGAAUCAGUCAAAAAGCAGCAGCAACAACAACAAGCGACACUGAAGUCGAAUGAGUCUGCUGAGCAAAAGGAGGAGAAACUACAAGUAAAAUUACCGCAGCAACAACCACUCGACGAACCACCUACUACCGAUAUGAAUGUUAACAAGAGUAAUAAGAAUAACAUUAAAUCGGAUAGUGUUCAUCGCAGAAGUAGCAAUAGCACCUCCACAAGCGGACCAUCCGUUUCGCAUAGCAACAGGAAUGAAGCUAUCAAUGACAAUCCUAACCGAAGAAAAAGAUUUGGUAAAUACAGUAAAUACAAAAAUGAGAACAAGCGCCAAGAAGAUGAGGCAGAGGAAGAAAUGAGAAAAAAGCAACCACAGCUGGAAGUUGAUUUACAACCUGCUCAUUUCCCUCCUUUACCAAAUCAGCAGCCCAGUUACGAUGACUCUGCUGUUGCUGCAGUCAUGGUCAAGACUACACCAUCUCCCCGUCAAGGCAUUCGAACGGAUACAAGAUCUGCUGCCGACGUUGUUAAGGCUAGUAUGAACAAUAACAGUACACAGGUAGAAAAAGAGUGUGUAGCAAAACAGGAUAAGCCAUAUAAAAAAGAACAGCAGGAGUAUCCACAGCCAGUGAAGGAGAGCAGUGCUAAUGUAAUCAAAAUACAGCAAAAGCAGUCUGACAAAAAAGAUGCAGUUGCCUCUGAAGUGAAGAAUAGUAGUCAUCGUAAGGAGAUGGACGAAAGGAAAAACAUGGAUAAUAGCAGGAAGAGUGAUGCUGUGAGUUCCUCGGAAAGUCCUGUAACUCUUCCAAAGGAACUAGAAAUGAAAGCUUCAUUCAGUUGGGCAGAUAUGUUGAAAAAGAAAUAAAAAAUUUUCUUUGCACAUACAAUUGUUUAUCAACAAUGAAGGCAAUUUUUGUUUCUCGUUAUGAAUUGUACAAAAAGCUGCUGAAGUUUUUGCAAGAAUGAGUUAUGAU